UUUCUUCUUUUCUCCUCCUCUUUCUUCUCUCGACGCGCAACAGGAAUCGCUUCUCCUUCCUUUCCUUCGAAUUAGGGUUUUCUCUGGUUUCUUUUUUCCCCCUUUUGACAUUUCUUGAAACCAGAGAAAACCUAGGAUUCGCCCUCUCUUCCGCUCGAACGAUCGAUUUCUAAUCUCCCAGUUGAUCUCGGAUCUGUUGCCAAGAUGGGAGCUUUUUUGUCGAGGUUUUGGUUUAUGUUGUUCCCCGCAAAAGAGUAUAAGAUCGUGGUCGUUGGAUAGGUCGUGACCACGAAUCCUACUGUUGGGAGCAACGUUGAGGAGCUCGUUUAUAAGAAUAUUCGAUUUGAGGUGUGGGAUUUAGGUGGACAAGACCGACUAAGAACUUCAUGGGCAACCUACUACCGAGGAACUCAUGCCGUCAUUGUCGUGAUAGACAGCACUGACCGAGCUCGGAUCUCCAUCAUGAAGGACGAGCUCUUCAGGCUGUUGCAACAUGGAGAUCUCGAGCAUUCGGUGGUGCUCGUCUUUGCCAACAAGCAGGAUCUCAAGGAUGCCAUGUCCCCAGCUGAGAUCACCGACGCCCUCUCCCUCCAUAGCAUCAAGAACCACGACUGGCACAUCCAAGCUUGCUCUGCUAUCAAGGGCGAAGGGCUGUACGAUGGCCUUGGAUGGAUAGCAGAAAAAGUUGGGGGCAAGCCAACGAGUUCGUAAUUUCGGGUUAGAUGGGGGGCUGUGACUUUGUACUGUUAGACGUUUGUAUUCCUCUCAAUACUGCAAAGCUAAAUUAUGUGUUUGUGCUUUUGAUAAGCCAGAAAAAAGAAAUCUGCAGAUGUUGCAUAAAUAGAAGCAUUCCUUUUGUGUUUUCCAUGAA
Asparagus officinalis (garden asparagus) is the source of this 871-nucleotide messenger RNA. RefSeq names its product ADP-ribosylation factor-like protein 5. Gene Ontology annotation, cellular component: cytoplasm; trans-Golgi network. Lineage: Eukaryota; Viridiplantae; Streptophyta; Magnoliopsida; Asparagales; Asparagaceae. The transcript is spliced from 3 exons. The record is from RefSeq and is a predicted model, not a curated record. Gene Ontology annotation, molecular function: GTPase activity; GTP binding. Gene Ontology annotation, biological process: vesicle-mediated transport; intracellular protein transport; protein localization to Golgi membrane.